This is a messenger RNA of Oreochromis niloticus (Nile tilapia), 3330 nucleotides long. RefSeq names its product forkhead box D3 (gene foxd3). The record is from RefSeq and is a predicted model, not a curated record. Gene Ontology annotation, molecular function: RNA polymerase II cis-regulatory region sequence-specific DNA binding; DNA-binding transcription factor activity, RNA polymerase II-specific. Gene Ontology annotation, biological process: anatomical structure morphogenesis; regulation of transcription by RNA polymerase II; cell differentiation. Lineage: Eukaryota; Metazoa; Chordata; Actinopteri; Cichliformes; Cichlidae. The coding region runs from base 1643 to 2836 and encodes 397 amino acids. The transcript has a single exon.
UCAUUAAUUUUAUUUGAUUAAAGCCCUGACAUUAAGUACCUGGCUGGUGCUGAUUUUGAGAUAUUUCCUCCUGUGAGGUUCCAGAAACCGGGUGUAUGCUUAUGUCAAGCUCGAAAAUGUCUAAAUUGCUGUUUUUACUUUAACACACAAACGCUAAGAUCGGCCGGUUUGACAACCGGCCUAAAUACAGCUACUCGUGCUUGCCUAUCAGUCCUCCCAGAUUUUCGCAGGCGACGCAGGAAGCCUUGUGUAAAGGACCUGACGUGCCCCCUCUGUCAGAGCUCAGCCUGCACCGCUCACCUUCACGCUUUUGUGAAUAAACGUUCUCUUUGCACUCACCCGCUGCCCGCAUUUCCUAUUUUUUUUUCAAAUGCAAAAACUCGGGGUGAGUCGGACACGGGGGGUGGGGGUGGGGGGUCGUUAGCACCUCUUCCAAACUCUGAAGUAAAUUCUGUAUUGGUCCCAUUCAUCGUCGCUGCUGCCGCUUCUUCAAUAUUCUUCCCACCUCGGCUAAAUCCUGCGGGAAUAAAUAGACUGGAAUUCAUGCUUUGCAUUCGCUGCUUGGAUUUACGCGGCGGGGCUGUAAAGCUGGGAGCACCGAGGCAUGCAAUUCCAGCACCGAAUGAACAGAGCAAGCAAAAAUAUCAAUAAUAAAAAAACAUGUCUAACGUAUCCUUUCACGGAGAGUUACAUGCACGGACACUACGCUAAAAUAAAGUGUGGGCAUUAAAAAAAAAACUACGCAUGCACAAUUAAACAGUUUCUAUAAAUAUAUAUAUAUAUAUAUAUUUAGAAAAGUCAAGACAUUCAUGAACUUAAAGGAAGAUUCCGUUAACUUAGCUGUUGUCGUUUUCAUUCUGCAGCUGUCAGCAGAGUUCGCGUUAGCAAAGUUAAAGCUUUGGUUUGUUUUUUAACGCGGUCACAUUAUUGCGCGUCAGAUCUUUCAAUCACGCGAGCCAAUUUUCUCCCCCUCCUCCUCCUCUUCCUCCUCCCUCUGCCACCGUUAAAUGGUCUAUGACGGACGAACACAAAAAUAAGCGGAAAGCAGCACUGCUGAUGUCCCAUUGUUGACAAAUCCAUGAAACAACUCCAGUUUGCAUGGUUUAACAGAGAGGAGAGGAGAGGUGGGUGGAGGGAGGAGAGGAGAGUGGAGAGAGGACAGGGGGGCGUCUGUCGUCACCAAACCACGUGUCCAGCGCUGAUAGUAUAUCUUAUAGUGGGGAGGGAAAGUAAUCUAUCAGACAGUCUUGUUAAAAGCCCCGGCCUUUUUAAGAGCAGCAUGUGUCAUCUCGGCUCGGUUCUCCAAAUAUCGCUCGUCCAGGAAAUCUAAGCACCGAGAAGGGACGUCGGAGCGCAAAAGUCGCGCUGUCUGCAAAACAACUUCGAGGCGAAACGCGCUGCUCCGCGGGCCUGCUCACUGACCGAGUGGGGAAAUAUCUGUAGAAGUUUGAAGUUCCUUGUCGGCUGGACUGGCAGGCGUCCGGUUCGAUCACAUUUAGAUUUUUGGGGAGGGGAAAGCAUCCGAUCUGUUGACAACCAGCAGCUCGAGCGCACUGACCGCGCGGUUGCUCUGUCUUUUUCGGCUGCAGUGAGACUUUUUUUAAUAAUAAAAAAAAAUAAAACGGUGUCAGUAAGACGUGAGAUGACCCUGUCUGGAGGCAGCGAACGAGCCAGCGACAUGUCCGGCCAAACUGUGCUCACAGCCGAGGACGUGGAUAUUGACGUCGUGGGCGAGGGAGAUGAGGAGGGCAUGGAGAGGGUGGACAGCGACUGCGACAGCCCAGGAGACGGCAUCCUGCACGACCUCCGGGGGGAAACGGGAGACGAGGAGGUGGAAGAUGAGAUCGAGGUGGAGAAAGAGGAGAUGAGGUCCGGGGUAGGGAGUCCGUGCUGCGAGAGCGCCGGGGAGGCAGAAUCGGGCACCGGAAAAGGAGAGGGUCACGACCAGAGCGCAACGCCAGGUGCGAUCCAGAAGCCCAAGAGUAGCCUGGUAAAGCCGCCUUACUCCUACAUCGCACUCAUCACCAUGGCUAUCCUGCAGAGCCCGCAGAAAAAGCUCACCCUCAGCGGGAUCUGCGAGUUCAUCAGCAACCGCUUCCCUUAUUACCGUGAGAAGUUCCCGGCGUGGCAAAACUCCAUCCGUCACAACUUGUCUCUCAACGACUGCUUCAUAAAAAUCCCCCGGGAACCUGGUAACCCCGGCAAGGGCAACUACUGGACCAUGGACCCCGCUUCAGAGGACAUGUUCGACAACGGCAGCUUCCUCAGGAGGAGGAAAAGGUUCAAGAGAGUUCAGCCAGAUGUUCUCAGGGACCAGACUGCUCUCAUGAUGCAAAGUUUCGGGGCGUACAGUCUUGGAGGUCCCUACGGGAGACACUACGGUAUCCACCCGGCGGCGUAUUCCCAUCCAGCUGCUUUGCAGUACCCGUACAUCCCCCCUGUAGGUCCCAUGCUGCCCCCGGGCGUUCCUCUCCUGCCCUCGGCGGAGCUAAACAGAAAAGCGUUCAACUCUCAGCUCAGCCCGAGCCUUCAGCUUCAACUCAGUAGUCUCAGCACGGCGUCUAUGAUCAAAUCAGAGCCUUCAAACAGACCUUCUUUCAGUAUAGAAAACAUAAUCGGGGUGUCCAGUGCCUCCUCUUCCUCGCCGGGCGCCGCUCAGGCUUUCCUGCGGCCUCCUGUGACCGUUCAGUCGGCACUGCUGAGCGCGCAGUCCCUCUCUCUGACCCGGACCUCAGCCGCUAUCGCGCCCAUCCUCAGUGUACCUUCAAAUAUUAUUUCUGGACACGUUUUACCCUCAGCGACGGCGGCGGCAGUGUCCAAAUGGCCUUCACAAUGACUUCAAAAUGAAGAGAAAGCAAACUCUUAUUUUUAUAUACAGACAUUAUUACUGGGAAGUGUGAAAAGCACAAAUUUAUAGGCAGCACUGGACUGUAAAGCCAUGUAAAGACUGUUGAAAAACAGAGAACAAAAAACGAAAAAGAAGAUUUUUCUGUACAGGUAAUAUUUGUAAAUAUUUGUAAAAAAAAACAAAACAAAAACAAAACAAAUGAUUUUGCCAGUUUGACUUUUACCUGUUCCUUUCUCCCCUUUGUUCCUGUUUGAGAUCUGUGGUAAUUAUUUUACUUUUUUUCUUCUUUCUUUUUGUAACAGAAGCUCAACUGGACAUAGUUACUUUGGCUUCUUUUUCAUACAAGACACAAAACCUCUGGAAAAAAAAAGAGAGACUGUUUAUAAUAAUAAUUUAAAAAAAUACAAAUAUAUGUAAUUCUAUGUAGCUAUAUUGUGUUGUAAACUGAAUUUAUUUGUAAAUAAAUCUAAGAAAGAAUUAAA